AUGUCAACGUUCACAGUUGACGAUCCAUACGAGUAUGCAUACGGUCUGAACAACUACCAUGAGUCGGAGAGCAUUCCUGGCGCCAACCCCGUCGACUGCAUUCAUCCCCAGCGUAACUUGGCGAAUCUCUAUCCAGACCGAAUAUCAGGGUCGCCCUUCACAAUCUCUCGCAGUCAGAACAAACAGACACACUUUUAUCGUACAUUACCAUCAACUUCAGCAACUCAAUACACGGAAUGGAAACCUAAAUCUAAGGUGCCUGAUCUGAAGCUAUCCAAUCUGCAGUUUAAGCCGAUCCCAUACAUGUUUCGGCCAGAGGAUAUUGAUGAGAACGAUGACUUUCUGACAGGGCUGAGGGUGUUAGCUGGUGUUGGCGAUCCUGCUAUGAGGAAAGGGCUAGCGUACUAUAUCUACGCCGCUGGCAAAAGCAUGCCAGACAAUCAAGUCUUCACCAGCUCCGAUGGAGACUUGCUAAUAAUGGCUCAGCGAGGUUCUCUCGACAUCAGAACGGAGAUGGGUCCGCUGAGACUCCGCCCUAGCGAGAUCGCAGUUAUCCCCCGUGGAGUUCGAUUUCACGUGUCAGUAGUGGAAGGACCAAUCCGCGGAUACAUCGCUGAGACCUUCUUGAACCAUUUCGAAUUGCCAGAAUUGGGUAUCGUUGGUAGCAGUGGGCUGGCUAAUCCCAGGGAUUUCCAGAUCCCUCGGCUCCAGCCAUACACGCCGGGACCGGAUACAGAGAUCAUUAACAAGUACUGCGGCGAACUCUUCACUGCGACUAUGAAGGGAACUGUCUUUACUGUGGUUGGAUGGCACGGCACCAGUUUUCCAUUCAAGUAUGAUCUUGGCAAAUACUGUACAAUGGGUGCCAUUUCAUACGAUCAUGCAGACCCUUGUAUCUGGACUGUCUUGACUGUCAAGAGUGAUGUUGAGGGGACAGCAGCCCUCGACGUACUCGCUAUUCCCCCCAGAUGGGUUGUCCAUGAAGACACAUUCAGGCCACCUUCGUUCCACCGUAAUGUUGCAUCUGAAUUUAUUGCUAUUCUCAAAGGUUCUCUGGACGGCAAAAACAAUGCUAGCGGAAUCGCGACCAUCUACAAUGGCAUGGUUCCACACGGGCCUACUCGGCCAGAAUGGGAGACAGGCAUAUCAGAGGAACAGGUGCCCGUCCGAAUUAGUGAUGACAACAUGCUAGUCAUGUUUGAAAGCAGGUAA
Messenger RNA from Exserohilum turcica Et28A, 1212 nucleotides. RefSeq lists its product as uncharacterized. Gene Ontology annotation, biological process: L-phenylalanine catabolic process. The record is from RefSeq and is a predicted model, not a curated record. Bases 1 to 1212 code for a protein of 403 amino acids. Gene Ontology annotation, molecular function: homogentisate 1,2-dioxygenase activity. Gene Ontology annotation, cellular component: cytoplasm. The transcript is spliced from 5 exons. Lineage: Eukaryota; Fungi; Ascomycota; Dothideomycetes; Pleosporales; Pleosporaceae.